AUGUUAUCAUCCUGCACUUCUGCCAACGACAAUCCACAAUCUGAUCCAUCUGUACAUGCUCAACCUCACUGCAUGCUCUUGUUUUUGGGUGUUCCAGAAGGCACUGAGCUGGGCAUCGACUAUAACGUUUGGGAAACUGGUCCUCGGUUUAAAGGCUUGAGUGGGGUGCCUUGUGGUAUGCACUUUAUCUAUUACUCUACUGGCACCUUCCGUUCUGGCUUCUUUCUAAAUAUCAUCACUGAUGAUCAGAUUCAUGUCUGGCAUUGGUGUCCAAAAACUGAAACUUUGGUCUUGGAGUUGGAUCUGGAACAGUUGCAACGAUUCAAACAUAAUAUACAUGAAUUUUUACCCCACAUGGGUCCAUAUCCAGUUACAAGCUCAAAUAAAUCUACGGACCAUCUCCAGCAAGAACGUCAAAGUGGUUCGUUACGGAAAUGGCUCAGAUUGUCUUCUUAUAUUUCUCAACAACUAGUCGCUCGAACUCUUCCCGACAAUGGUUAUGUCAGUGCCAUGACUAGCACUUCCUACUUUUCUGACAUCCCCUUGACUACAUCUAGCACAAACCUUGAAUCAGUCGAUGCUAACAAACACGACACCCAUGCAUCGGAUCCGUCAAGCUCAACAUCUCCAACAAAAAUGACGGAUCAAUCUCUUGAUUCGAGUGAAAGUGAUCAUCGCAUUCAUUUUGUGCCCAUCACUUUGAAACACUCUUUUCCUCCUGGCUCUACUGGUACCCAAGUCACUAAAUACAGUUUGGAUAAAUCGUAUUUAUUGGAAACUCUAAUCAAAAACAACUACUUGAAUGACCAUACUCUACUGCUAGGAGAGUUUCAACUUGCGUUUGUCAUUUUUCUUCUUGGCCAAGUCUAUGAUGGAUUCGAUCAAUGGAAAGCUCUUGUACAACUGGUGUGCUUAAGUUGCGAGUCUAUUGCUACUCGUCCAGAUUUUUUUGUAAAAUUCAUAGAUUUGCUGAGAAUUCAGCUUGAAGAAUGUCCUCAAGAUUUCUUUUACGAUGCGCUGGCCUCGGGUAGUUUUUUACAUGUGGCUAUUAAAGCGAUUGUAUCAACCUGCCGUGAUCCUGAUGUCGUUGUCCCACCUACUGUAUCUCGUUGUGUUUCCGAGUUGUCUGACUUUAUGAAAACUCGCUUUAACUGGGACGUAUCUGAACAUGCAGAUCAAGAUGGAGAGUAUGAUGCCACUAUGGAUGACGAGUAUGAACCUGUGAUGGUCGAGUGA
Messenger RNA from Batrachochytrium dendrobatidis JAM81, 1236 nucleotides. RefSeq lists its product as uncharacterized. NCBI's taxonomy places the organism in Eukaryota, Fungi, Chytridiomycota, Chytridiomycetes, Rhizophydiales. The coding region runs from base 1 to 1236 and encodes 411 amino acids. The record is from RefSeq and is a predicted model, not a curated record. The transcript has 5 exons. Gene Ontology annotation, biological process: spliceosomal tri-snRNP complex assembly.